AUGGCUGCCUCUCCCGGCCCUGCCGGUGUUGGCAGCGCCGGAACAUUCCACGGCUCCGACUCGUCGGGCUUCGCCUUCGACUCGGGACUCGAGAUCAAAACUCGCUCGGUGGAGCAGACGCUGCUCCCGUUGGUUUCUCAGAUUACCACACUUAUUAAUCAUAAAGAUAAUACCAAAAAGUCUGAUAAAACUCUGCAAGCAAUUCAGCGUGUAGGACAAGCCGUCAACUUGGCAGUUGGAAGAUUUGUUAAAGUCGGGGAAGCUAUAGCCAAUGAAAACUGGGAUUUGAAAGAAGAAAUAAACAUUGCCUGUAUUGAAGCUAAGCAAGCAGGAGAAACAAUUGCAGCACUUACAGAUGUAACCAACUUGAAUCAUCCAGAAUCUGAUGGCCAGAUCACAAUUUUUACAGACAAAACAGGAGUUAUAAAGGCUGCAAGAUUACUUCUUUCUUCAGUGACAAAAGUGCUGUUGCUGGCAGACUGUGUAGUCGUUAAGCAGAUAAUAACAUCAAGAAAUAAGGUUCUUGCAACUAUGGAAAGACUAGAGAAAGUGAGUAGUUUUCAAGAGUUUGUCCAAAUAUUCAGUCAAUUUGGAAAUGAAAUGGUGGAGUUUGCACAUCUAACUGGAGAUAGACAAAAUGAUUUGAAAGAUGAAAAGAAAAAGGCAAAAAUGGCAGCAGCUAGGGCGGUUCUUGAAAAAUGUACAAUGAUGCUUCUCACAGCUUCAAAGACGUGCCUUAGGCAUCCUAACUGCGAAUCAGCUCAUAAAAACAAAGAAGGAGUAUUUGACCGGAUGAAAGUGGCCUUGGAUAAGGUCAUUGAAAUUGUGACUGACUGUAAACCAAAUGGAGAGACUGACAUUUCAUCUAUCAGUAUUUUCACUGGAAUUAAAGAAUUCAAGAUGAAUAUUGAAGCCCUUCGGGAGAAUCUUUAUUUUCAGUCCAAAGAGAAUCUUUCUGUGGCGUUGGAAGUCAUCUUGGAGCGUACAGAGGACUUUACUGAUUCUGCCUAUACCAGCCAUAAGCACAGGGAACGCAUCUUAGAACUGUCAACUCAGGCGAGAAUGAAACUGCAGCAGUUAAUUUCUGUGUGGAUUCAAGCUCAAAGCAAGAAAACAGAAAGUAUCGCUGAAGAGCUAGAACUCAGUAUAUUGACAAUCACUCACAGCCUGGAUGAACUUAAGAAAGAACUUCAUAGAACAGCAGCACAACUGGCAGCAGAUCUCUUGAAGCACAAUGCUGAUCAUGUGGUUUUAAAAGCAUUAAAACUUACUGGAGUAGAAGGGAAUUUAGAAGCUUUGGCUGAAUAUGCCGGUAAACUCUCUGAGCAGAAAGAACAGCUCAUUGAGACCUGCCGAUUGUUGCGACAUGUAUCUGGGACAGAACCUCUUGAAAUAACCUGUAUACAUGCAGAGGAGACGUUUCAGGUGACUGGCCAACAGAUAAUUUCUGCUGCCGAAACACUGACAUUACAUCCAUCUAGUAAAAUUGCUAAAGAAAACCUCGAUGUAUUUUGUGAAGCUUGGGAAUCUCAAAUUAGUGACAUGUCAACACUGCUAAGAGAAAUCAGUGAUGUGUUUGAAGGAAGACGAGGAGAGAAGUAUGGCUACCUUUCACUUCCAAAGCCAAUGAAGAAUAAUGCUAAUCUGAAAUCAUUAAAGCCAGACAAACCUGACUCUGAGGAGCAAGCCAAGAUAGCAAAGCUUGGACUUAAACUGGGUUUGCUCACCUCCGAUGCAGACUGUGAAAUUGAGAAGUGGGAAGAUCAGGAGAAUGAGAUUGUUCGGUAUGGACGGAACAUGUCCACUAUGGCCUAUUCUCUAUAUGUAUUUACUAGAGGAGAGGGGUCACUGAAAACUUCCCAGGAUUUAAUUCAUCAAUUAGAGGCUUUUGCCACAGAGGGCUUAAAGCUUGCUUCAAGUGUUCAAGCUUUCUCAAAACAGCUGAAAGAUGAUGACAAGCUUUUGCUUCUCCUGGAAGUGAACAAGCUAAUUCCUCUAUGUCACCAACUGCAAACAAUAACUAAGACACCAAUGCCGAAUAAAGUGUUUCUAAAGGUUGACAAAUGUAUUAUAAAGGCAAGAUCCAUGAUGGCUAUCUUGAUCCAGCUUCUCUCACUUUGCUAUAAAUUGCUGAAGAAGGUGGAAAGCAGAUGGGUCUCUGUUACAAAUAAAGACACCAUGGAUGGUAAAACUUGAGCAGCUUUUGGGGUCAGGUCUGUGGAACAUCAUGUGGCAAACCUGACAUUUUUAGAAAACAAAUGAUCCUUUAUAUUUUAAGAAUUUCAACAACUUUAUUAAGAAAACAAUAUUGAAAUCUUGCUUUAUUAUCAUGAAACUGAUUGUGAAGCUUUUUGACAACUGACACAUGCCAUGGUAGUUGCCCGAAUAGUAACUGCAGUGAUUUUAAAAUGAGAACUUGCCACUAAUAAUGUUCUUUAAAAGUCAAACCAAAUAUCACAACUGUCUUAAUGACACUUUAAUCCAAAGAAGUUUUUUUGAAUAUACUUACCUUUGGCAUAUUUUACCUUAACUGUUUCCUUUCUGUUUAUCAUCUAGAACACUAAUUUUCAGCAGACAUGCAAUAAUCUGGGUGAAUGCAGGGUUUUCCUUAAACCUGUGGACUUUUCCUUAAUCCCUUUGUCCAACCCAGUGUGAUGAGGGUUCUUCUGCUGCCCUGUAGUAGUCACCAUGUUCCCUAACAAGUGUCUCAUGUACCGUGGUUUGUCUGUUGUGCUGCUUGUGUCCCUCCUCAUGCUCCAAAGUAGGGUCAUGGCACUCACUUCACGGACUCCUGGAGGAACUCACUAGAAGAUGGCUAUCUUUUAGCUCUAGUUCUAGCAUAGCUGGCUUGUCUGCCCAGAAUAUUAGCUGGAAUCCUAAGCCUAUCUUACUGGCUUAAAAACUAGUUUUUGAACUUUCCCUGUCAGUAGUGAGUGAUGGAGUGGAAGAUGCAAAAGAUUGAGAACUAUGGAACUAAGAAGCUGUUUAAAAUAAAUUCUGAAUAAUCAUACAUUUUACAUAAGUGUCUUUGUUUUAGAAUGUUCACUAUAAAAUAAACAUGUUCCUUUAGUCUUUUUAAUUUUAGGAUUUAUAGCUUUUCUUAUUAUGGGGUGGCGGUUUGAUUGAAGGAUUUGGUUCACAUAUUCUUUCCUUAUGAUAUAGUAUGGUUAACUUUGUUUCGGACUCCAGUUUCAUGGUGUUUAUAUUCUAAUGCUCUGAAGUUCAUUUUGAAAUCUAAUGGGACGUAUCAGUUGCUAAACGGCAGUAGUUAACGUAAGUUUGUCUGAUGAUGAUCCCUAGCUGGGUCAGCCAUCACAAUCAACAUUCAUAAAACAUCCUGAAGAAUCACAGUACCACCAAUUCACUAGCUGAAGUUUACUGAAGGAAACUUUAAAGGUAAACUUUUACUAUGUUUCUUUUCCAUUUGAACUCUGUGAAAAAGUGUCUCUAGCUGGCUUUAGCUAGUGAAUUUGCCUUAGAGGCACAGUAGGAAGUACUUGUAAGCCUUAAGUCCCAUGGCUCAGUGAUACUGCAUCUGUGUGAACUUUGAUAUCAAUUUCAAACUUACCAAGCACUCAGCCCGGUUAAUGACCUUUAUAAAAUGCUUCCUUAGGCAGUUAGAAUCAUCAAGAAUGAUUUUUAGUCCGUGAAAUAAAAACAUUUUUAAAUUAUCAGAGAAAUAGGGAAAUGUGAGAUAAUGUAAAAUAAAGUAGCUAUAUAAUUCUUUUAGCAUCUUUGGUGUCUUCGUCCUAUGAACAGUCUUCAAUAUUCACUGUGCUACUAGAAGUGGGGAUAUGCUGGUUUGUGCUUACACUUUCAGCUCAAUACCAUCAGUAUAGGUAAGAGUUACUCCCUGUGUCAUGUCUUGUGGAUGUGUUGUAGGGAUAGUCACACUGGAACUCAAGUUACAAGAAGUUUUUCUUGUGAAUCAAAAAUAAUUUAUGGUUUUAUUUACAAAAUACUUUUACAUAUUUGAAAAGAGAAUAUUCUCUUACGUAAAAGGCAAAUCGUGGUGGGGUAGGGAUAACUUAUGACUUCAACAGCAUAAGAAGACAGAGAACCAAAAAGAAUUUACACAUCAAGUGAUUUCUUCUGUAUUAAAUAAUAAUUGUGUUUUAUUAAAAAACAGAUAUAUUUAAAUGUAUGUAAGUGUUGUAGCCCUUUAGAAAAAAUAACAAUUUUAAAAGUCCUUUUAUUUGAAAAUCAGUGUCAAUAAGUACCCAACCUCAAACCAUAAAUGUGUUUAAGUUUUUUUUGUUUUGUUUUGUUUUUAGUUAAAUGAUGUGAAAGCCUUUGUUCUGUUCAGAGGCAUCUGUGCCUCUAAAUUACAUGUUCUCAGUAACUUCUCUGCUGGUUACCCCAUCACUUGAGUGUGAGGCUGAAUGACUACAGAGCUUGUAUUGCAAUAACCAGCUUAACACUGCAUUAUGAUAAUUCUAUACAUUAGGAAAGCCCUUUGUGUUUGUCAAAGCCUUUUCAUGUGUCCCUCUUUAAGAAGUCACAGCACUACUGUGCUACUCUGAGAGAGGAAGGCCAUUCCAGCAGCAUGAGCAGGAGAGGAGGUAUACUCUACGCU
This is a messenger RNA of Trichechus manatus latirostris (Florida manatee), 4576 nucleotides long. It is a transcript of the gene CTNNAL1, whose product is annotated as catenin alpha like 1. Gene Ontology annotation, molecular function: cadherin binding; actin filament binding. Lineage: Eukaryota; Metazoa; Chordata; Mammalia; Sirenia; Trichechidae. The record is from RefSeq and is a predicted model, not a curated record. The transcript has 19 exons. Gene Ontology annotation, biological process: cell adhesion; Rho protein signal transduction. Bases 1 to 2196 code for a protein of 731 amino acids.